Molecule: messenger RNA, 237 nt
Organism: Heterobasidion irregulare TC 32-1
Lineage: Eukaryota; Fungi; Basidiomycota; Agaricomycetes; Russulales; Bondarzewiaceae
Exons: 2
Coding region: 1-237 (78 amino acids)
Source: RefSeq, a predicted model, not a curated record
AUGGCUGCCGAGGCACGGCCUGCUCCAGUUGCCGGCAUUGCCAGGCAGACCGGGAUGCCGUGCAGAACCCCGACAGCUGCCGAGACACGGCCCGCUCCAGUUGCCGAGGUUGCCGGGCGGCUGAAGAGACAGCUCGCUCCGCUCGCCAAAUUUGUCAUGGUGCUCGCUUCGCUCGCGUGGUUUCUUACGUGGCCCACCUUCUCAUCCAUCGCGUUGCGACGGCGCAACCAUGCUUAA